Molecule: messenger RNA, 841 nt
Organism: Hyaena hyaena (striped hyena)
Lineage: Eukaryota; Metazoa; Chordata; Mammalia; Carnivora; Hyaenidae
Gene: NBDY
Product: negative regulator of P-body association
Exons: 4
Coding region: 100-306 (68 amino acids)
Source: RefSeq, a predicted model, not a curated record
CCGGAGGAAGCUCUGUGCCUGGAGGGGACUCGCCGCCAUCUCAGUUCUCGGCCUCACGGGGCCCACCAGAGAGAGCUGAGGUCCUGUCCUAUAAUCCUUAUGGGGGACCAACCUUGUGCCUCCGGGAGAUCCACGCUCCCACCUGGAAACACGCGGGAAACCAGACCUCCAAAAAAGCGCUGCCUCCUAGCUCCACGGUGGGAUUAUCCAGAGGGAACCCCCGACGGAGGUAGUACCCCUCUCCCCUCCGCACCUUCUCCUGCAUCACCCGGCCUGAAGUCGCACCCUCCUCCUCCGGAGAAGUAGUAGAAUAUACUUCUCCCACACCAAACCAGUCUCUGAGGGAUUGCAGAAUGACUCCAUUUCCUUGGUGCAUUCAUAAAAUGGUUCACCCUGUGAUGACGAUGAAGACUAUUGACAAUGCUGCCCUGAUUUUUCUGAUGCCCUGCACCAGGACCUUUGUCACAUGCUAAGUCCCAGUGACUCAGACCAAGUUCAGUAUGUGUUGUGCACAUGCCCUGAAAUCUGAUACCAGCACUAUGUUAAAUUCUCGUGAUAAUCAGCGUAAUUUCACCUCCUGAUUUGGAUGAAUUAUGGGACACAACCAAGAUCAGACUGUAGACGUCUAAGACUGAAGGCCAUGGCAUGGAUCCUAGUGAACUCACCAGGGCAAAUAAACCCUGUGAGAUGGUCCUGCAGCAGCCAAUCAAUGCUCUUUUGUGAUGCCCUGCCCCUGCCAUGUAAUUUUGAAUUUCUGUAAAUCCAUUAAGGUCCUAAUAAAUUUUGUCUUUCAUUGCUGUCUUAGUUCUAUAUGACUACAAGCUAAGAAACUGAAUUUUUA